Messenger RNA from Caenorhabditis sp. 36 PRJEB53466, 1581 nucleotides. The record is from the annotation of a GenBank genome assembly. Lineage: Eukaryota; Metazoa; Nematoda; Chromadorea; Rhabditida; Rhabditidae.
AUGAAAAUUCUGCAAAAAUUAAAAGCAGAAAAUGUUCGUUGUGUGUAUCAACUCAAAUUCUCGACCAGAGUACUGGGAAUAGAGACCAGGUAAGACUGAAUUCGAAUAAAAUUGCCUAAAAACUGAAUUAGUUGUGAUGACACAGCAGUGGCGAUUGUUAAUGACACGAGACAGAUCUUGGCGUCCCAACGAUUCACAGAACGGUCGAUUCAAUGGCAACAGGGAGGCAUCAACCCGUCAGUGUGCGCGCAACAGGUUAGCGCUGAAAAAGUGGAAGCGAAGUGAUCAAUUUGGGAUUUCAGCACCGUGAACAUCUACCUCGACUGAUUGAAAAGUGUCUGGAUGAAGCGGGAGUGGCUCCGAAAGAUCUGGACGCCGUCGCAGUUACCGUAACCCCUGGAUUAGUAAUCGCACUCAAAGAGGGCAUUUCUGCGGCGAUCCGGUUUGCGAAGUGAGUUUUCAGCGGUAAGCGAUUCCAAGAAAAAGUUUAAUUUCAGAUCGUACAGUCUUCCUCUGAUUCCCGUGCACCACAUGCGGGCGCACGCCGUCUCCAUCCAGCUCGUGAACGAUUCCGUCCGAUUUCCUUUCUCAACCCUUCUCGUUUCCGGCGGUCACGCACUCAUCGCAGUUGCCAAAAGCGCCGAAGACUUCGAAUUGUACGGCCAAAGCGUGGGCGGUUCGCCGGGCGAAUGCAUCGACAAAGUCGCUCGUCAGCUGGGUCAUUUGGGGUCCGAAUUCGACAGAAUCCAUCCGGGAGCGGCAGUGGAGGUGCUCGCUUCUCGUGCGUCCCCAGACGGGCACAGUCGAUAUCCGGUGUUCCUUCCGAGUGUUCCGAAGGCCAACAUGAACUUCGAUCAGAUCAAGGGUUCUUAUCUGAAUCUUCUGGAACGAAUACAAAAAAGCGGCGGAGAGACCAUUGAUAUUCCCGACUUUUGUGCUAGCUUACAAGUUCGUUCCGAUAGAAUUAACCGCAGUUUCCAUGUUUUUUCUGCAGAAUACAGUCACCCGUCACAUUGCCACCAAACUCCACGUGUUCUUCGAAAGCCUCGGGGACCGACUCCCAAAAAACUUGGUAGUCGGAGGAGGUGUCGCUGCCAAUAAGUACAUUUUCAACGGUAAAUGAACCAUCUGAACAUUUCCUUUCAACUUUUCCCUCUUUAGCAGUCUCAAAGUUAUGCGCGGCCCACUCGGUCUCGGCGGUCCAAUUGCCCGUUUCGCUGUGCACGGACAACGCCGAAAUGAUCGCAUUCACCGGCCUUCUGAUGCUCUCCGAUCGGUCUGUCGCCGGCCAUUUCCCCUCUAUAAUUAACUGGUUCGGUUGCAGAUCGGAGGCAAUUUGGGCGCCGACGGACAUCCCUGACACAAUUUAUGCACACGCGCGCACUGACAUUGGUAUUGACGGGGAGGGGUGUCAUUUGCAGAAUUGGAUGGCAUUCGAAUCGGAAAUCUUCUCAUUCCACAUUUUCAGGAUCCGACGUCUCCAGCCUGAUCCUUCCGGCACCACGUCGCAAGCUGGUGACGUCCUCGUUGCACGGCCAAGAACGGAUACGAUUUAGGAAUUUGGAUGAUCUUCGAAAAUAA